UUAAUUACCGGAGCAGCUCGCGCGCAGCAGACAGAGGAUGGUCUCGUGCUCGGCAGCAGCAGCAGGUCAUGUCCGCGCGGCGGGAGACCUGCGCGCGUGUCACCUUCAGCGGAGGAGCGGGAAGUGCAACGACGCCGGCUCGACCACCUGAGGCAGGGAUGGGCGGGGAGGCGUGUCCUCACAAGCUUGGAUCCACCAAUCACCUCCGACUUCUGCUCUACAUCCUGAUUCCCACUGUGAGCCUGCUGGCCGCCCUGCUGCUGCUCGUCCUAGCCCUCACUGGGAUAUUUGGCAGCAGCGUCUUGGACUCCAGUCCCCUCUCGUCCCCCGAGCCCAUCGCCGACAGCGACCCCGGUUACCACGGCAACAGCACAAACCCCCUCCCCACCUUUGAGGUAGAGAGCGCCACCUCCUCGCUGAGAAAACAUGGCGGCGGCGACGAUGACGUCACGCACCACAGCAAGAGCACACCUGCUGCGGCUGCCAGCACUGCCCCGCCUUCCUCAUCUCAGACCACGCCCACUCUGCCCUUCACAAAGCCUCCUGAUUGGCUGACCUCUGUGACAGCGCUAAGCUCUGCCUGGCCCAUUAGCACCACGGCGACACCUGACACAGGCAGCUGUCAGCUGAUCGCGGAGCCGCAUUGCCACAUGCUGCCCUACAAUCAAACAUGGCUAUACUCCUCCGUCGCCGUGGUGAAGAGCUCAGAGGUGGAAAUGCUGCUAAGGUUCUUCAGCUACCUCAGCAGACUCUCCUGCUACAGACACAUCAUGCUGUUCGGCUGCUCGCUGGCGCUGCCCGAGUGCAUCGCCGCCGCCGACGGCUCGCACAACAGACAGGUGGUGCUGCCCUGUGCGUCGUUCUGCGAGGCGGCGAGGGAAGGCUGUGAGCCUGUCCUCCAGAUGUUCAACGCCUCCUGGCCCGACUUCCUGCGCUGCUCUCAGUUUAGCAAUGUCACCUCCACGCCACCACCACCACUGUCAUCAUCAUCCUCGUCGUCAACGUCCGCGCCCUCACCAACAGCAGGCCCCGCCCCUUUCACUUGCUACAUGCCGCGACAGACCAAAGGGAAAUCAUCUGUGUGCGGCGGGAAUGACCACUUCCUCUGUGCGACGGGGAUUUGCGUCCCCCAGAAACUGGUGUGUAACGGCUACAACGACUGUGACGACUGGAGCGACGAAACGCACUGCGUGUGCACAGAGGGAGAGUUUCGCUGUAACACUGGUCGGUGUCUCUCGCCCGCGCUGGUGUGCGACGGUUAUGACGACUGUGGAGACAUGAGCGACGAACUCGACUGUGUGUGUGAUCUGGCUCGUGAGCAUCGUUGUGGUGACGGUCGUUGUGUGACCAGAGACUGGUUGUGUGACGGAGACCACGACUGUCUGGACAAGUCCGACGAGCUCAACUGCUCCUGUAAGAGUCAGGGUCUGCUGGAGUGUAAGAACGGUCAGUGUAUUCCGUCUGCGUUUCGUUGUGACGGCGAGGACGACUGUAAAGACGGCAGCGACGAGGAGCACUGCAGCAAAGAGCAGACUCAGGGUGUGUGUGUUCCUGGUCAGCCCAGCUGUAUCUCCACUUCCUGUCCGUCUGUGUGUGUGGGGGGCAGCAACACCUGUGACUCCCGCAACAACAACUGCACUCACUGUGAGGCCAUCAGCCUGGAGCUGUGCAUGAACCUGCCCUACAACCUGACUAGUUUCCCAAACUACCUGGGUCACCUGUCGCAGAGAGAGAGCUCCGUGUCCUGGGAGUCCUCGCUGUUCCCCGCCCUCGUCCAGACCGGCUGUUACCAGUACCUCAUGUUCUACGCCUGCACGCUGCUCGUGCCCAAGUGCGACCCCGUCAGCCUGCAGAAGGUCCCGCCCUGCAGGUCGUUGUGUCGUAACGCAAAGGAAAAGUGUGAGUCGGUGCUUGGCAUUGUGGGUCUGCAGUGGCCCGAGGACUCGGACUGUAGCCAGUUUCCAGAGGAGGGAGGAAACGCCACCUGCCUGCUGCCGGAGGCCGGCGUCGACGAGUGCUCCCCCAGCCACUUCAAGUGUCGGUCUGGUCGCUGCGUCUUGGCGUCCAAACGCUGCGACGGACACCUGGACUGUGAUGACCACAGUGACGAGGACAACUGUGGCUGCUCAGAGCGCGCUCUGUGGGAGUGUCCAGGCAGCAACGUGUGCAUUAAAGCCAGUAUGAUAUGUGAUGGCUUCCCAGACUGCCCCCUGCUGGUGGACGAGGCCAACUGCUCUGUGUGCAGAGACAACGAGCUCUCCUGUAACAACCAUCAGUGUGUUCAUCGCACACUGUGGUGCGACGGAAAGAAACACUGUUCAGACAGUUCAGACGAAUGGGACUGUGUGUCUCUGUCCGAUCGAUCAGGUUCAGUAUUGACGGUGUUCAGGACGGCAGCAGAGUAUCAGGUCUGUGCAGACGAGUGGAACCACGAGCUGAGCAAACUGACCUGUGACCAGCUGGGACUAGGGGUUCCCUCCUCUGUUUCCAUGGUAGCUGACCAACCUGGAGUCCCGGGCCGUCGUCGCUGGUUACACGUCCAUCCUGAGUGGAACCUGAGGAACAGUUCUUCUCUGCAGGCCCGACUGGAGAAGAGAAGUCAUACGUGUCAUUCCAGGAGGAGAGUUUCUGUGUUUUGUGACAGAGAAGAGUGUGGGGUUCGUCCAACUGUGGGCAUCUACCCUCACAGGAAGAAGAGGAUCCUGGGAGGACGGGUGUCCCGGCGGGGGGCGUGGCCGUGGCAGUGCUCGCUGCAGAGCGGGCAGAGUGGACACGUGUGCGGCUGCGUCCUCAUUGGCCGGAGGUGGGCUCUGACCGUCGCACACUGCUUCGAGGGGAGGGAGAGCGCCGACCUGUGGAAGGUCGUCCUGGGCCUCAACAACCUGGACCAUCCGGGCGUCCACAGCCAGAGCCGCGGGGUGCGCUCCAUCAUCGUACACCCGCGCUACAACCGGGCGGUGGUCGACUACGACAUCAGCGUGGUGCAGCUGGACUCUGAGGUGGAGGAGACGGCGUUUGUCAGGCCGGCGUGUCUGCCUCAGCCCGGUCAGCUGCCGUCACCGGACUCCUACUGUUACAUCAGCGGCUGGGGUCACAUGGGCAACAGGAUGCCCUUUAAGCUGCAGGAGGGGGAGGUCCGGAUCAUCUCUCUCGCUCAGUGUCAGUCUUACUUCGACAUGAAGACCAUCACUCCCAGGAUGCUUUGUGCCGGUUACGAAGCUGGAACCGUCGACUCCUGCAUGGGCGACAGUGGCGGUCCGUUGGUGUGCGCGGAGGAGGCCGGGCGCUGGACGUUGUUCGGCCUGACGUCGUGGGGAAGCGUGUGCUUCAGUAAAGUGCUGGGACCUGGAGUUUACAGCAACGUGACUCACUUCACCCCCUGGAUCCAACAACAGAUCUACAUCCACACAUACCUGACCGACUGACACACACACACACACAGACACACACACACACACACACACACACACGCACACACACACACACAACAAGAGCGCUUUCAUUCCAGGAGGAAGUGAUGUCAUUGUCAGUCACACACACCUUCAGUUCCUCCACCUGUGCCUAUAACUUUACAGAUGCUAACUGCCAUACGAACAGUAGUAUUAACUAGUAUUACUGAUGCUAACUCGUUGGCUAGUUGAACAAGUAAACGUCACAUUACACACUUAGUUCUAUUAUUUCAGUAUUACCAUGUAUGGAAGCAAAACAAGGACAGAAAAAACUCAGAUUAAAUAAACUUUUACAUGUCAACUGUGAAUUUACACAUUUAUUACACAAAUAUUUAAUGUUGGAAUUUAAAUUUGAUGAAUAUUUAGUUAUUAAAUGUUUAGUUAUUUAGACCAUUGAAAUGUACACAUGUAAAAAUUCUCCAUUUAUAAAAGCGAAAGUUCAAAGUAAAAGUAGCAGUAAUUCAAAUAUACUUCAUUUAAAAUUAUUAAAUUAAAAUUAAAUUUAAAAUCCAACAUCAAAUAUUAAGUAGUGGAUUCAUUUUAUUUAUUUAAAUUUUAUGAUGGAAUUUAAAUUAAAUACAAAAUGUCUUUGCUUCCAUUAACGUGACAUUUAUUAUUAUUUUAUUUGUAUUUUAGCAACAGCAGUAACUCAGAGGAAAAUCAGCUUCAGUCCAUUGUUGCAUUAAUAUUCUCCAGUGUGUGUGGGUGUUUGAUUGUGUGUCUGUGUGUGUGUGUGUGUGUGUGUCUGCUUCAUCAACACUUUUUAAACUUUAAACUUUACAUCGUUAAAACGUCAUCACAACGGUCAGACGUUUAGCGCUGACGUCCUCCAAGCUGCUAGCUUAAAACAAACCAGCCGAGCACUCAACCUCCCACAAUGCUUCACUCUAUAGUGCCUGUACUUCAACCUGUUACCUGUAGGAUGUCGAGCUGUACGAUGUCGUGCUGUACGAUGUCGAGCUGUACGAUGUCGUGCUGUACGAUGUCGAGCUGUACGAUGUCGUGCUGUUCGUGUGAGUGACACCGAGAAAGGAGUUGUUUCGUUUUCUUUGCUUCUGAACACGCUGGUAACUUGAUAGCUCAACUUUGAUGGACAUUUAUCAGUGACCUUUAUUAACACACAUUGUUUUAUUUAACGAUGUGUCGUAUCUGACGUUCACAGCCGUACUAACAUGUAUUAACAGAAUAUAAACAGUGGAUCAAUGGUGAAUAACAGACUGUAAUGUAGCUAUAAUAUUAAUAACUUAAUAUAAACAAUCAACAAAAUUAUAGUUAAACACAACUGUUGAGAAAUACUGAAAAUGAAUAAACACAAUGUCUUUAUUAACUUAUAAACAGAUAUAAAUACAAAUGAUCGAAAAAGUAAAGUGUCUGAAUUUAAAAUGUUUCAUUUAAUGUUUCAAGUCAAAAUAAAGUACAAAGGAAAAAAAAGCUAAAUUAGCUUUAACUACUAAUUAACAAACUCAACUGGCCAAACUGUAGUUUUAAAAGAAGCCAUGUUUAGAAAGCUAACUUUGCUAACUUUAGCUAGCAGACUCGCUAACACAAACUAUUAACUGCCAAAUUAGCGCCAGCUAGAAUGUGAAGCACAAAUGUAGCAUAAUGCUAAUGUAGACCAAUGAGGUGAUGUAUUUAAAAUGCUGCCAAAUGUUAGCAGUGAGCUACAUUACCUUUUACGUAGCUGACAAAACAGUGUAUAUUAGCACCACAGCUAACUGCUAAGGUUAUGAAUGAGUCUCUCCCGAAGAGUUUGAAGUGAAUUAAAAAGUGAGAAUUGUGUUAGUUAAAUAAAUGAUCCUCCCAAGUGUUGCGUGGAAACUUCAUGAAUUAAAAUUAGCCUCAUUUUUAUUGUUUAUUUGAUCCCAUUUAGCUUCUGCUGCAGUUUAAUCUGUGUUAAUUCAAGACAUUUUCACAUUUUACAAGGACAUCAAAUAUGUCAGUAAUAACCAUAAAAAUCACCUUAACAAACUGAUAAAUUGAGGGUGAUUUGGUCAGGAUGCAGAAAGUUUUACGGAAAUCCUAAAUCUUUCGUUUAAAAUUUCGUUGAGAAAGUGGAAUCCGAAACGAAAACUCAUUAUAGGGCAACAUGUUGCGCCCGACACGUUGCCCGACACGUUGCCCGACACGUUGCCCGACACGUUGCCCGAUGUGUGUGUGUGUUCCAUGCCAACGUCAAACUGACAUCCAGAACAUUCCAAGUGGUCGUCAUCGUUCUGUGUGUUUGGUUUUUUAAGAGUAUUUUUCUACAGCUUUUUGUAUGUCAGGCUUCUUACACUGUGUGUGUGUGUGUGUGUGUGUGUGUGUGUGUGUGUGUGUCUGUGAACAUGCAGUCACGUGUGCAGACUAUGUUUGGUUGUAUGUGAUUUGGCUUGCGUGUGUGUUUCUGAUGUCACUUCCUGAUUUGGCUCUGUUACCAUGAUGAUGAUGAUGAUGAAGAAGAUGUUAUUGUUUGAUGACGUUGGAUUUAAAUUGAAAUGCUUUAUGAACUGUAGCCUCUAAUGUUUGUGUAACAGUGAAUAAUUGGUUUGUAUCACAUUGUAUCCCACAAAUAAAAGUAUACACACACA
Messenger RNA from Hippoglossus stenolepis (Pacific halibut), 6016 nucleotides. RefSeq names its product corin, serine peptidase (gene corin). Gene Ontology annotation, cellular component: membrane. Gene Ontology annotation, biological process: acrosome reaction; proteolysis. NCBI's taxonomy places the organism in Eukaryota, Metazoa, Chordata, Actinopteri, Pleuronectiformes, Pleuronectidae. The coding region runs from base 69 to 3425 and encodes 1118 amino acids. Gene Ontology annotation, molecular function: protein binding; serine-type endopeptidase activity. The record is from RefSeq and is a predicted model, not a curated record. The transcript is spliced from 24 exons.